AUGGUGUCUAAACUGAGCCAGCUGCAGACGGAGCUUCUGGCGGCCCUGCUCGAGUCAGGCCUGAGCAAAGAGGCGCUGAUCCAGGCCUUGGGGGAGCCGGGGCCCUACCUGCUGGCCGGAGAUGGCCCCCCGGACAAGGGGGAGUCCCGCGGCGGUGGCGGUCGGGCGGAGCUGGCCGAGCUGCCCAAUGGGCUGGGGGAGGCAAGGGGCUCCGAGGACGAGACGGACGACGAUGGGGAAGACUUCACGCCGCCCAUCCUCAAAGAGCUGGAGAACCUCAGCCCCGAGGAGGCGGCCCACCAGAAGGCCGUGGUGGAGACCCUGCUGCAGGAGGACCCGUGGCGCGUGGCCAAGAUGGUCAAGUCCUACCUGCAGCAGCACAACAUCCCACAGAGGGAGGUAGUCGACACCACCGGCCUCAACCAGUCGCACCUGUCCCAGCACCUCAACAAGGGCACCCCCAUGAAGACACAGAAGCGAGCGGCCCUGUACACCUGGUACGUCCGCAAGCAGCGAGAGGUGGCCCAGCCGCACGCCUGGAGUGGGAGCAGCGCCCAGCCUCAGCACCUCACUUCCCUGCCCUCCUUGGCCCUCAUCACCCCAGACCGCACUGAAAUGGCCACUCAUGAGCCUCCAGGCCAGGCUCAGAGGAACCCUCUCCUGGGGCUGGAGGUGGCGAAGAGAGUUCUGAGCGGCCUGGAACAGGAUCUGCUGGGAGGCUGGGCCCCACUUAAAACGGUUCCUCCGCCCCUUCUUGGUCGGCAGCUCAUCACCUGUGGGCUCUUCAAUCAGCCCACCCUGCCCUGCGUGGGUGAACUCUGCCUGGCCUCCACUCAGGCACAGAGCGUGCCGGUCAUCAACAGCAUGGGCAGCAGCCUGACCACCCUGCAGCCAGUCCAGUUCUCCCAGCCACUGCACCCUUCCUACCAGCAGCCACUCAUGCCCCCCAUGCAGAGCCACGUGGCCCAGAGUCCCUUCAUGGCCACCAUGGCCCAGCUGCAGAGCCCCCACGCCCUCUACAGCCACAAGCCUGAGGUGGCCCAGUACACCCACACGGGCCUGCUUCCGCAGACCAUGCUCAUCACCGACACCACCAACCUGAGUGCUCUGGCCAGCCUCACGCCCACCAAGCAGGUCUUCGCCUCAGACACGGAGGCCUCCAGUGAAUCCGGGCUGCAUACGCCGGCGUCUCAGACCACCACCAUCCACAUCCCCAGCCAGGACCCCGCCGGCAUCCAGCCCCUGCAGCCCACCCACCGGCUCAGCGCCAGCCCCACCGUGUCCUCCAGCAGCCUGGUGUUGUACCAGAGCUCCGACUCCAAUGACGGCCACAGCCACCUGCUGCCAUCCAACCACAGUGUCAUCGAGACCUUCAUUUCCACACAGAUGGCUUCAUCUUCCCAGUAA
Molecule: messenger RNA, 1407 nt
Organism: Puma concolor (puma)
Lineage: Eukaryota; Metazoa; Chordata; Mammalia; Carnivora; Felidae
Source: RefSeq, a predicted model, not a curated record